CCCAUGUGACACGAAUGUGUAAAUGGGCUGGAUGUUUUGUUCCCCCUUCGUCUUCCCGUCGCCUCUUCCUGGACUCCGGCCAGUGUGGGGGAAAAAGCAGCCGUCGUCUCGUCUCGGGAUCUCUCGUCCCGUCUUCCGCGGCGCGCUCAGGGGAGGAGUGGACAGGGAGGAUGAGCGAGGAGAGGCCGGUGCCGAGGCGGGAGAGCCCGUGGGGUUUGCCGGAGGGCGACAAGCGGCAGCCCAAGGCGCACCGCUGCAACGACCGCGUCGAGGAUGUCGUCCAGGCUUGCUUUGAAGGGAAUCCGUUCAAGACAGUUCCGGGUCCAUUCAAGCUCUUUUGGCAAUGCAUGCGCUCAAACCCUGGGGAGGAACCAACCGAACCAUUCACUUACCUGCAGCUGGAUCCUCCGAAGAGAGUAGAAGCCAAGCUAGAGUAAACAGCACCUAAAUCCUUUACAAGUGUGCGUGGUUUUAUUUUACAGUGAUUUUCUUUCGCCUCUGAAAACACCACUUAAUCUCUUAGGGAUCAUGUUGAACACAGUGCCUUGUGUCUGGAUUGUUCACUAAUAAUAGUAUUUUCACAAAACUCAACCCAGGAGAGUGAAAAAACGCAUUCUCAGGAGGUAAAUUGUUGAAAUUGCUGCCCGAAAAUGGGGGCUGUACUUCAUUGUUCUGUGGGCUUUUGAAACGGGAUUCUUUCUGCAUAAAUGUUGAGACCGAAUUAGACAA
This is a messenger RNA of Brachypodium distachyon (stiff brome), 729 nucleotides long. RefSeq lists its product as uncharacterized. The transcript is spliced from 4 exons. The record is from RefSeq and is a predicted model, not a curated record. Lineage: Eukaryota; Viridiplantae; Streptophyta; Magnoliopsida; Poales; Poaceae. Bases 15 to 437 code for a protein of 140 amino acids.